UACAUCAGGAGCCGCACAAAAAAAAAAGCUUUGUUUUUCCUCGUCUGUUCCGGCGGGGGGAGGCGGCGAUGGCCGCGUGGGCCGAUGGUCGGCGCUCGCGGCGAGCGCACUAAUCCACAGCUUCGCGGGGGCCAGCUACUGAUCCGGUGUAUACUCGCCGGCGAUCAAGGACGUGGGCGCCAACGCCGGCUUCCUCUCCGCGUAGGCGCCCGUGGGCCACUGAAUCCCUUGCAUCGCUCUGUGCCGCCGGGUACCUCCCCAUGUGGCUCGCCGGCCCCGAUCCCGCUCGUCUGCCUCGAGCCCUCGACAUGCUGCUCGCCGCGCAGGCGCGGACCUUCCUAUAUACGGCCGAUGUCGUCACCGCCGUCGAGAACUUCCCCGGCCACCGCGGCACCGUCAACGGCAUCCUGAAGGGUUUUCUGGGCUUUGGGUGGAGCAAUACUUAUGCUAGCGAUAUUACCCACAGGCCACACGAUAUUACCCACAGGCCACAGUCGUCGCAUUGCUGCUCAUGUAUUUUGUCGAUGUCCACAGUGCUCAUCGGUGGUACAACAAGAAGUUCCUUGAUGCCUUCGCUCUUAUGGCCGUUUCUGUUGCCGGGUACCUGAUGGUUGUCAUAAUCUGUGACCAAGUAUUCGUGAUAAGUUCAGCUGGACAGAGUGUUUGCUUCGCGAUACUCCUGCUGUUGAUCAUGUCUCCAACAGUUAUUGUUAUAACAGCUCACAAGAUGGAAUCGAAACAAUGAGAAGAGCCAGCUCUAGCACUGCGCUUGUGGGAUCUGGUCAGGACAUGUCGUCGCACAAAGAAAACAUGAAUGUGGUGCAGGCCAUGUGUAAACUGACUUCUGACUGCUCUUCCUUGCGAUGGCCUGUGGAAUGGGAUCGGGGCUAGCCAGGGUGAACAACAUCAGCCAGAUCAGGGGCUCUCUUUGAGUAAACGAGCAGGGAGACCAGCACCCUGGUGUCGCUCUGGAGCAUCUGGAACUUCUCGGGGAGGUUCACGAGGAGUAGGCUGGCCUUUUUCAUAGCAGCGACGCUUCUGGUCAUGGGUGUAGGCCAUGCUAUCAUCUCCUCCGGUUUCCACGCAUAGCUCUACGUCGGCUCUGGUUUCCAAAGGCGCUUCUAUGGCAAGGAGUCGCCACAAGGUGAGUUUGCCUGCGCCGGUAAGCACUGCUUCGCACUCCCCUUCCUGAUUAUGGCAUGUGUUUGUGUUUCGGGUCUGCCGUAGCAUUUGUAUUGUUCAUCAGAACAAAGAAGUUUUGUAGGUGAGUUAUAUACGCCAGACUGCUGUCUUUUGUAGAGAAUAAACUUAUAUAUAUGCAAACGACACUCAGUAUCAUGUUAGCAUUUGGUA
This is a messenger RNA of Triticum urartu, 1353 nucleotides long. NCBI's taxonomy places the organism in Eukaryota, Viridiplantae, Streptophyta, Magnoliopsida, Poales, Poaceae. The record is from RefSeq and is a predicted model, not a curated record.